This is a messenger RNA of Brienomyrus brachyistius, 2790 nucleotides long. RefSeq names its product G-protein coupled receptor family C group 5 member B-like. The coding region runs from base 1947 to 2687 and encodes 246 amino acids. Gene Ontology annotation, molecular function: protein kinase activator activity; G protein-coupled receptor activity; protein kinase binding. Gene Ontology annotation, cellular component: plasma membrane; signaling receptor complex; intracellular membrane-bounded organelle. The record is from RefSeq and is a predicted model, not a curated record. NCBI's taxonomy places the organism in Eukaryota, Metazoa, Chordata, Actinopteri, Osteoglossiformes, Mormyridae. Gene Ontology annotation, biological process: G protein-coupled receptor signaling pathway. The transcript is spliced from 4 exons.
AACCCAGGAUGGGGGGCCAGCCCAUCGCAGGGCACACUCACACACCAUUCACUCACACAUGCACACCUACGGGCAAUUCAGCAACUCCAAUUAGCCUCAGCAUGUUUUUGGACUGUGGGGGGAAACCGGAGUACCCGGAGGAAACCCCACGACGACACGGGGAGAACAUGCAAACUCCGCACACAUGUGACCCAGGCGGAGACUCGAACCCGGGUCCCAGAGGUGUGAGGCGACAGUGCUAACCACUGCACCACCAUGCCACCCCACAUCAAAAACCAAAUGAAUUAAAAAACGCGGAAAAUAAUGUUGAAAUGAAAAUAUAUUUUUUGACAGCGAUCGACGACCUGUAAUAUUUUUGACGAUGUCGCUGCUAUAUCGCUAUUUGUAAAAAAAGGAAAAAAAUAGUUACUGGAAAAGCUACAGCGUUUUAAAAGUAUUUGCUCUACCGAUAAGCUACUGAAAGAAGUAAAGUUAGUAGCGUCGAUUAUUUUAGUUAGCUACUCCACAACACUGGACAUAAAAAUAACUGAACAAUGUUAACAUUUUCGUAAUUUAAGCCCUCUCAACAGAAGCACUUUAAUGAGAAUAUUUGAAAAAUUAACUGAUAACAUAUCAGUUAUCUAUAUUUUUUUAAUUUACUUUGAAAACAGACUCAAAUUAAGCCUAUACGAAAAAUUCAGAAGCCUAUACAGUCUCAAAUGAAGCCUGUUGCGUUUUUAUACAAUCGGUCUGGGAUUCCGCUUAACGUCACGCCCGAAGCUCACACUUUGAUUGCAAACGGGAAGAAACAUAACUAUUGUCACGUACAUCGGCGGAUGUCAUCAAUUAAGCCUGCAUACUGGAGACUACAAAGGGACAGCACACGCAACGGGGGUUGCGAAGUAUUGCCAAUGUUUCAUUUCUAUAUCGAGCGCUUGCUUGUCCAGUGUCAUUCCCUCGUUCCUUACCUUGCCUGCCUUCCUUUCCCAGAGCAGCCCUCGUCCCUGAACCUCCCGUCCUGCCUUCCCUGCCAGCCCCAGGAUCUCUCGUCUCCCCUUCCCUUCGUCUCCGUGUCCUGUGCCUGCCUGUUGGACUGGAUCUCCCCGGCUACCGAAUCUACCUUCUGUCCCCGACCAUUCUUCUUGCCUGGCCCAUUGAAAGCCUGUUACCUGCUCGAUCUAAUAAAGAUCGCGCUGUUCCGCAUUCCUGGGUCCGCGUUUCCCUGCCGAGGGUGUCCUAACAAUUAUGUCUCCAGUAAUAAUUUUCUGCUAAUAGCAUUAAUUCUCUUAUUUCGGUAUCGGUGUACUGCAUGUACAUGUUAUCACCAUCAAAGAAAAAAACGCGUUAUGACUUAUCAGUCAUUAUUAUUGUUUUUGUCGUUUAUUUAAUCGUGUAGCAAUACUGCCACUUGUCAUAUUAUUAAUUGCGUAUUUAUAUAAUAUUAACCAAUGACCAAUCUCUGUAUCUUACUAGCAUCUUUUGCGCAUUUGUCUUUGUAUCAGCCGUAGCGGUCUGCAGGGGGAAUCGCAGAAGCUGGAGUUUCUUAGAGCGCUGCAUGGGUUUGGACAAACAUUAGGUAUUGGUAAUAUUACUGGACAAAAAUAUAUCGUUAUUGGUGUCCACCAAAGUUUCCAGCACUAGCUACAAGAAAUGAGAUUGAAUGCAUUUGCUCGUUUUUAUUUGUAUUUAUUUUUUAAAAAGUUUCUUACAUUAUAUCCGUGCUUUUUAAAGGUUAUAUCUCAAUUUUUCAAAAGUAAACACAAAAAGGAUGACACUUAAUGCCCCCUCCCUGCCCCCACCCUAUUUAGAACGUUAGCGUUCCAUUACGUAAAAAAUGCAGUACUACGUCAUGAUGCACCGCUUAUAAAUAAUCUGUUUGAUAAGGGAGAAGCAAACACAAACGAUUCGUGAGUGCAUCGUACGUGUUGUAAGAGCAAGUGAAGCUGAAAGACAUUGACAGUGAAGUGAUGGCUCCCUCUAUCAAUCUCUUCACCUUCCUCGUCCUGUCCCUGGUGGGGGGCAGCUCUUCAUGGGACGAAGCUUCGCCUUGCGGAUCCGGCUCCAUCCUGACAAGGCCCUACACGGCCUUGUGUGAGCUGGAUGCGGUGUGGGGCUUGGUGGUGGUGGUGGUGGCAGCGGCGGCGGCCCUCGCCUCGCUGAUCCUGCUCCUGGUGGUACUGUGUCGCCUGCGGAAGAUCACAGAGGCUGAGGAGCGCAGCGGGGUGGCGCCGCUACUCCUGCUGCUCGCUGCCAUAUUUGGGCUUUGUGGCCUCAGCCUGGGAUACAUCGCUGAGCAGCAAGAGAGCCUCUGCUUCGCCCGGCGUGUCCUGAGGGGGGUGUUGCUUGCUAUCUGCAACACAUGCCUCGUGUUUCAUGGUCUGCGACUGCGCCGGUUGGGACAAGCACUGGUGGGGGCGGCCUGCAGUCUGUGGAGGCAGCAGCCACGGUGGAGGUGCAGGACCACGUGGCUGCUCAUCACCUGCCUGGCCUCAGUCCUGCUGUGGGUGGCCUGGAUCACCUUCUGCCUAUAUGGCAACGCGGCGCUUGGCCUGCCCCCAACAUGGGACAACCGGGUACAGGCAGUGGUGCUGCUGGCACAGGCAUGGCUGCUCAUACUGCUGCACGCUGCUCCUGAGGUCCACGCCACCUUACGGCCCCCGUCCCGCAUGAGAGAGGCCAAUUUAGAGGAGGGCCUUUCUCACCUGUAGUUUGGAGCAAACCGGGACUUCGUGUUCAGUGACAACAACUCAGGUGUCCUCCCCAGCCCCCAGGAAACAUUACAUUUUAAAUAAAUUAUAUAUAUAUAUAUCA